Xenopus laevis (African clawed frog) is the source of this 990-nucleotide messenger RNA. RefSeq names its product olfactory receptor 11A1. The transcript has a single exon. Lineage: Eukaryota; Metazoa; Chordata; Amphibia; Anura; Pipidae. The record is from RefSeq and is a predicted model, not a curated record. The coding region runs from base 48 to 974 and encodes 308 amino acids.
UAAAAACUGAUAAAAAUUUUUCCAUAUUCUUCUCUAGUCAUCCGCUGAUGGAUGGUGGAAACCAUACAAGAAUAACAUCAGUGCUACUUUUGGGGUUCGAGAUGCUUCAUAGAUUCAAGAUACCAUUCUUCUUAUUGAUUAUUAUCCUGCACUGUCUCACAGUCACUGGAAACACCCUCAUUGUUGCUUUGGUAUCUUCAAGCCCCAGCCUUAACCGACCAAUGUUCUUCUUUCUCAGCCACCUCUCUGUAUCAGACUUUAUACUGACCACUAACAUCGUUCCUAAUAUGUUAUAUGGGAUUCUGCAAGGAGAGAUAACCAUGUCCUUCCCUGCUUGUAUCAUUCAGUUUCAGUUCUUUAGCACUGUCAUUGCUUCUGAAUGUCUUCUUCUUGCAGUGAUGUCCUAUGACAGAUAUAUGGCUAUUUGCAAGCCACUAAGAUAUACUGCUAUUAUGCACAAUAAGCUUUACCUACGGCUUGUUGUUUUCUCUUGGAUUUUAGGCUUUAUAACUACGCUUGCAGUGGUCAUAAUGUUAAGCAGCUUAGAAUUCUGUGGACCAAAUGUCAUUGAUCACUUUUUCUGUGAUUUUGCACCCGUUCUUCAACUUUCUUGUUCAGACACAUCUGCCUUGAGUUUGGGGCAAAUGUUGUUGUCUGCUCCUAUGACUUCACUUCCAUUCUUACUUAUUAUUGUAACAUACAUGUGUAUCUUCAUUGCUAUUCUGAGAAUUCCUUCUACCUCUGGGAGACAGAAAGCCUUCUCUACUUGCAGCUCUCACCUGGCUGUUGUGGGGGCCUUUUAUGGCUCGUUGAUUUCUCUUUAUGUUGUACCUUCCUCAGGGAACUCAGUUUUAACAAAAAAGGUCCUUUCUCUGCUCUACACUGUUUUCACCCCGUUGUUCAACCCCAUUAUCUACAGCCUGAGGAACAAAGAAAUCAAGCUGGCCUUUGAAAAAUGGCUAAACACAUUUUAAUGGAGUGAAUAUUUAA